Amoebophrya sp. A120 is the source of this 2710-nucleotide messenger RNA. NCBI's taxonomy places the organism in Eukaryota, Dinophyceae, Syndiniales, Amoebophryaceae. The record is from the annotation of a GenBank genome assembly.
AUGGUGAUUCUCUCGCACCGUCUAGGUGAUCCGCAUCUUGUGGAGUUGCAGUCAUGGCUUUCCAACCGGACCCUGCGGAAUUUCCUGAGCCAUUACUCCGAAGACGUGUGGCCGCACGUUGUGAAGACCAUGGUUUUGCUCGGCAUCUACGCCUUGCAGUACAGCGGAAAUAAUCACACAAGUACUACUACACCCUCGAUGUUAGCCGGAAGCAAGAAGGCGGGCAACAAAAAGCAGCAAGGCAAGGAUGCAGAAACAAGCGGUACAGCAGACGGCAGUUCCGCAAAUCGCAAUUCCUCCGCCGAGCCGCGCACGCCGGGGAACAAUGACAAUGUUGUGUGGUCCAUGGAGGACCUGGAGAAUCUCCUUCGCUUUUGCGCCAAUGAGGAGGAGUGGCCGAAGCAGCUGCAACCGGAGCUGUUCCGCGGCGCGUGGGGCGAGAAAGUUUGUGCCUACCGAAAGCCCAACGGCCAGUGGCGCGCGGGGCAAAAGGAGGUGUACCGCCCGCGCGGCCCGCACGACAAGUCCACGCCCUCGUUCCCAACGCAGACGGUGUACGAGCCCGACGAGGCGCAAACCAAAGCGAGCGUGUACCCCACGUGGUGGAGCGACCAGGGGGAGAAGAAGGCGCGACAGCGGACGCAAGUGUUAACCGCCGCGGACUACCAGCUGAAGAAGAUCCGGGACCGGAAUCUGCGACAGGCGCGGGAGCGAAAGCGGCCGGAGCCGAUAUUGGAGGAGGAUUCCACUUACUCUUCCUCCUCCUUCACCGAGCAAGAGAUCAUCGAGCGCUUCCGCAGGGAGAAGGCGAAAAAGCGCGAACAAAGAAUACGAAACGCGAUAAGCAGAGGGGGCGAGCGAGGCGGGGCAAUGCCGUCCAGCAGACGCGGGCCGGUCGUGGGCGGCCAGACGCUACGAGAAGAGUUUUUGCACGGUGGGGAUUUUCGAAAUAAAAACAACGGGUAUUAUGACCCGGGAUAUCAGGUAAGUGAAACUAGAAGGAGAUGAAUUUUUUUUCUCGCAGCAAACCUUGAAUUGAUUCUCGCAUGACACGUGCAAGUGCAGCGCAGGCAACUGAUUGUAAUAUUGAUUCUGCUCGAGAUGAUGCAAAUUAUGAUUAUCGUCUUCACAGGAACCUGCGAGCUACGCUUCUUCCAGUCUAGGUGUGGAUUCCGCGGAUUGUGUGCACGCAUUGAACGAGUGCACGAAAAGUCCGAAAGCUUGGUCGGUGUCGUUUCCAAGUAUUUUUGGAAUAUUUCGUUGAAACUGUUUUGGCUUACGCUUUUAUUCGUCGCGUUAACAAAAAGUGUUUUUUUUUUUUUGGAUGGCCAUCCUCCAUGAUCGGUUCACUCCUCAACAAACCAGGCACUCGCGGCCCGGGUAGCACAACCGUGGAACAACAGAAGCCGAGCUACCAACCGCCCAGCUACAGCAGCCGACCCGCGCCCUUUGCGCACCACCGCCGACGAAAGCGGGACGGGCAGUCGGCAGUGGAACUGACGCGCAGCUUCCUGGCCAACCCCGCGCUCCGGCAGGCCUUUGGCUCGCCCGGGUCUACCUCGCCGGUAGGGUCGCGGAGUCCCUCGCCCUACGACCGAGGAGGGGGGCGAGGAUUGGGGGUGGAAAAUGUUUCCUCGCCCGGCGGAUAUUCGACUGCGAAGGUAGAAGGCGGUUUUUUUUUCAAUUAUUUUUCAAAAGCUGUGAGAGUUCAUCGCGAAAAAACUAUCCGGACAGGGUUUUAUGUUCAUCGCACAACAUUUAUUUUCAACAGGGCUCUUGUUCGCAUACUCCCGGCAGUGCCCUUCCGCUGGACGAGCGAAGGCCGCGGCCCUGGGCCGCAGCGUACAACAUGUCGGAGCGCAGCGAGUAUUCCGAGCGCAGGGAAGCUGUGGGCGACCGACCUCCGAACAGCUUCGUGGCAUGGCACGAGGGCACCAGCAAGGGCACAUCGGCGGCAGGUAUAAUGAGGACCACUAGGGGGCGUGAAGUGUAUAAUUUGUUUUUCAACAACAUCAAGCGGAACAAGAAACUAGAUUUUCUCGGACUAAUGCCGUGAUUGGAAGUACAACAUAACAGUAACAUUUCUAAAAAAUACAGAUGGCGUUGGCGGAACCGGGGUGGAUCUUGAAGAGCUGCUCGUGCGUGAGGAGUCCGACUAUCCAAAGUAAUUUUGCCGUACACGUACAAAUGCAGUUUCUGCAUGACAAAGUUGGGCUUCGAUCCUAGUUUAGCAUGACAAGUGUCACACUCCAAAUUGGUGAAAUUUGUGAUGCAUCUUGUACAUGGGCGGGAAAUUUGUAUUGCAUACCGACUUCCGCAGCGUCGCAGAGUCGUCGACCACCAAUUUUCGGCUGUAAGCAAAGUUUCGUUUUGGGAAUCUAAAUUUUGCAUUUCGAAUGUGGUUUCGCUGUGCUUGUCAGGCGGAUUUGGUGUUACGCCCCUGCUAGAUUUUGCAAAGUAUGAUUGCUGGCGUGUCAUCACCAACAAAGCCAGCAAAAAAGAUAGACUCACACGUUUCUUGAACACCAUUUCGCGCACAAUUAAAGAUAUGUAAGAACAGCAUCCGAGCCUCGCAGAGAAAGCUCUUACCGUACUUAGCAAUUUGAGUUGUGCACACUUCAACUGUGUUCGGCAUGGAACCCAAGGCAACUGUCAUGGUCGGUUCAUUUGAAUUUCUGCGAUAGAGCGAUCGAGUGCAGCUAGAAAGAAG